UAGUCAAGAGCCCACAAUCCAAAAUGGCUGCCGUGAUUCGAAGAAUACUCAGUAAUGGAUUCUCUCGUUCAAAUUUGCUACAAGCAACUGUUAGGGCUGCUCCGCAAGUAAUAAAAAAGAACUUGGCAUACCAUCCGCACCAUGUUCCUCCCCCGGCAAGGUAUGGAGGUCGCAACACCGUCACUCUUAUUCCUGGGGAUGGCAUUGGACCGGAGAUGGUGGUAGCUGUACAGGAUAUUUUCAGACAUAUUGGUGUGCCGGUUGACUUUGAGGAACUAAAUCUUAGUGGGCUUGACAUUAAGGACGAGGAUUCUUAUUUGGGUGCAUUUAAUGAGGCAAUUACUUCCAUCAAGAGAAAUGGUGUUGCAAUGAAAGGAAACAUUUUCACCCCUUUGGAUGCAAUUCCUGGCUUUCGCUCUUUGAAUCUAGAACUUAGAGUGCACCUAGAUCUUUUUGCCAAUAUCGUCAGGUGCAAAUCUAUCCCUGGCAUCCAAACCAGGCAUAAUAAUGUUGAUCUGGUCAUCAUACGACAGAAUACAGAGGGAGAAUACAGCCAUUUGGAACAUGAGAAUGUAUCUGGGGUUAUUGAGAAUCUUAAAGUGACCACAGAAGAAGCUUGCAUGAAGAUUGCACAGUAUGCAUUUGAUUUUGCUGAGAAACAUGACCGGAAAAAGGUUACUGCUGUGCAUAAAGCAAACAUAAUGAAAAUGGGAGAUGGUUUGUUCUUGCGAUGCUGUGAGGAGAUGUCACACAGCUACCCAAACAUUGAAUUUAACAGCAUGAUUAUUGACAACUGCUGCAUGCAGCUUGUUGCACAUCCUCAGCAGUUUGAUGUGAUGGUUCUUCCCAACCUUUAUGGCAGCAUUGUCAGCAACAUUGGUGCAUCCCUUGUUGGUGGACCAGGAAUUGUACCAGGAGAAAACAUUGGUGGUGAUUAUGCCAUCUUUGAGUCGGGAUCCCGACACACUGGGCUUGAUAUCCAGGGCAAGGACAUCUCUAACCCAAUCAGCAUGCUGUUUGCAAGUACACUGAUGUUGGAGCAUCUAGAAUUCACAGCGUAUGCUGACUUGAUCAACAGUGCAAUCCUAAAGGUUGUACAGAGAGGAGUGCUAACCGCUGACGUCGGUGGCAGUCACACUACGACCCAGUUCCUCUCGGCUUUGAAGUCGGAGCUCGACCAAGUCUCCAGGACUAGAAAAAUCUUUUGAAUUUUAUAUGUGCGUACUGAAUGCUGAACAUUUAUUUCGAAUCUAAUGUACAAAUGGUAUCUGAAAAGUUGCUCGACAAGUUGCUCUUUUUAAAUAAGGUAUAAAAUGAAAAAGACUCUUAAUAGUUUAUUGAUAUGUAAAAAAUAGUUAAAUUAUAUCUACAUUCAUUAAGAGCUUGGGGUGAUUUUCUCUUUUUCUUUUCUUUAAGAAAUCCAAUCACGCCGCCAUUAUACGCUCCUGCUCAAUGCCGGGUAACACAAGGCAUCCAUUCCCAUCGGCUAAUUUAAGCGAGUAACCGUUGCAUUUUAAUGUAUAAACAAUAACAAAGGAGUGGUUGAUUGACAUUCUUUAAUAGAGUUCUAUUGAUGUUGGCCAAGCCAAGAAUAUGACCGCUGCAGGGGUAUGUAAAUAUCUGAAAAUAGGGGGGAGGACCUCGGACCACCCCUAACUCCGCCCCUGCCCUUCGCUGUUUUCUCCGCCAUAGUUUAUUUCUCCUUUAGUGGGUUUUUGUGUGGUUACUAUUUGCGUUUCCUAAAGAAUCUCUACGAGGAAAAAAGUCAAUAUCGUCACUACGCGUAGUGGAAACCUUAGUUGAAACAACGGACCGGUCAUAGAACGAGUUGCUUGUGGCGCUAUAAAAAAGACCUGCCUUAAUAUUGUAGAUGUCUUUAUUUUGUGAAUCUAUCAUAGUUAAAUAUAUAAAAUAAAUCAGGGUUACAGUA
This is a messenger RNA of Nematostella vectensis (starlet sea anemone), 1930 nucleotides long. RefSeq names its product isocitrate dehydrogenase [NAD] subunit gamma, mitochondrial. Gene Ontology annotation, molecular function: NAD binding; magnesium ion binding; oxidoreductase activity, acting on the CH-OH group of donors, NAD or NADP as acceptor. The coding region runs from base 24 to 1208 and encodes 394 amino acids. The transcript is spliced from 13 exons. Gene Ontology annotation, cellular component: mitochondrion. Gene Ontology annotation, biological process: isocitrate metabolic process; tricarboxylic acid cycle. The record is from RefSeq and is a predicted model, not a curated record. NCBI's taxonomy places the organism in Eukaryota, Metazoa, Cnidaria, Anthozoa, Actiniaria, Edwardsiidae.